This is a messenger RNA of Dissoconium aciculare CBS 342.82, 3455 nucleotides long. RefSeq lists its product as uncharacterized. Bases 104 to 3265 code for a protein of 1053 amino acids. Gene Ontology annotation, cellular component: intracellular membrane-bounded organelle. NCBI's taxonomy places the organism in Eukaryota, Fungi, Ascomycota, Dothideomycetes, Mycosphaerellales, Dissoconiaceae. Gene Ontology annotation, molecular function: phosphatidylinositol binding. The transcript has a single exon. The record is from RefSeq and is a predicted model, not a curated record.
ACUGACGCGACGUUGCCUUGACCAGGUAUCUCUUUGAUUGUGCGCAUUGUUGCUGUUGCUCGCACGAACAACAGAAUGAGACGACUGUAUGACCGGCACGAAAAUGGACGAUUUGAAUGAUACGAAACCUUCAUCUGCGCUGGACCGCGAAGUACAGCAAGAGAAUGCAGCCAGUGACAUCGCCGCAAAGAUCGAGACUCCCGCGAUAGCCACAAAUGCGCCCGCGCCCACUUCUUUCGCCAUUCUCGCACAGUCUUUGAUAGACCGAGUACUUUAUUUUCUGUCUCAUGCCAGUAACGAGACAAUCGGAGCCUGUCUAGUUGGUUUGAGUGCAAGCACAUAUCUUCUGCUUGGUAGGAUUGGGUUGUUGUUCAUUGGCAUUGCGGGCGGGGUGGUUUUGCAAGCGACAUGGGAGGGCGUGCGGAUUGAUGACCGAGAUGAGAAGACGAAAAGAGAAGAGCAGGAGCGAAGGAGAGAAGCCAGCAUUGAUGUAAUCAGGAGGGUUCUGGAUUACCGGACACUUCGCGGCGCGGCCAAUACAAGAUCGGAGGAUGUCAAAGUCUUUGCGAAUCGAGAGCUGGAUUACUCAGAGUUCAGCCCAGAGACCGAAAAGGCGUUGAAUGUCUUCACUGAUGCCAUAAUCAAGGACUAUGUGCGAUACUGGUACGAGCCGACGAUCCCUGGCGAGGAGACAUUUCCAAAACAAUGUCGGAGAACUCUCACAGCCUUUUUUCUCUCGUUGGGCGGCCACCUUGGUAGGAAGCGCCCUGCGGAUGUCUUGUUGGACUUCCUGUCGAAUUCGAGUUCCAUCAUCGUCGUCUUCUUGACCGAACUGGCGGCAGCGUUGAAUGCCUCACCCAACAUCACCGCGGAGGAGGCCAUUUCCUCGUACAUUAGCUCCAAACCCGACAGCAGUCUUUCCUACAUGCUGGAUCAGGAGUCCCAGACCGAAAAACUGGCUGAUGUAUCAGAAGAUAUUUUGCAGGCCUACUUGGACCCCAAAGCAUACAACUGUCCACCAAUCCACGCCUUCCUCAAAGAAGUGCUUGCGCAACUGGUCCUUGGAUACACCGUGACGCUGUGUUCAGAGCCGAAUUGGAUAAAUGACUGGAUUGUCUAUGGUCUAGAAGAAUCCAAGACCACGAAAGAAGUGAUGGGACUCGUCGAUGCUGGCGUCGAAGGGAAACCACUACCUCUUGUUCCAGAGACACCUACGGAAUCAGCCACAGAGCCAACUCCGACCAUCGAAGCGACUCAACGCAGCGAGAUGAAAUCAGAGCAUAGACGGACGCGAAGUAAAGCCGAGAUCUCCAUGGAUGAAGCCAUGGAAGAAGCUAGACGAUUAACGGCAUUAAUGAUUGCGGAAGAUGAGCGUGUCGCUAGAGAAGAGCGGGAAAGAGUAGAGGCUGCCAGAGAUAUGGCAGAACAGCCAAACGCGGCAACGCAAAAUCGCGGGGGCUCGGAGUCUCAUUCAAAUGUGGAGGAAGAAUCAAUCCUGGAGCCGGUCACUCAGGACAACAUGCCUCGCGAAGAGCCGCCACCUGUACAGUUCACAUCUUUUGAUCAAUUAACAACAACGGCACAACCUACCGCUCUCAUGGAUGAACCUCAAAUACCGGCCGUGAAGGUCUUGGAAAACGAGGAGGUGGCGAAAGAAGCUGUGGCGCUGACGUUGCAUAAUGCCAGCAUUACCAUUUUUGAUGACAGUGUUCCCGGUGAGCGCUCAUCGAUCAAAGCAAAGCCCACCACAGAUUACAUGAUUCAGAUCGAACCCGCACUGUCGAUUUUCUCGGGCUGGAUGAUACCUCGGAAAUAUGCCGAUUUCGAGACCUUGCAUGAGAUCUUGCGUCGCAUCUCGGUUAUUUCUGGUGUUCCUUUCGCGCACGUCGACCUACCCAAGUGGCGGAACAAUACAAAAGCAUCACUCAGGACGGAACUCGAGCGGUACCUAUGUGACGCGAUGCGGCUACAACCACUCGCCGAGAGCGAAGGGAUGAAGCGCUUCCUCGACAAGGACCGCGGCUUGACCAAGUCUGGCGGUAAAGGAUUUGGCUGGCCGACACCAGAUGCGUUCGGCAAAAUUGGCGGCGAUAUGAUGAGCGUCCUCACCAAGGCGCCCAAGCAAGUUGCGGGUGGCGGCAAAGCGGUCUUUGGGGGCAUGGCCGGGCUUGUGACGAACGGAAUCAAGCUGAAUGGCUCGCAAUCGAACAUCGCUCGGAGUGAAGCGGUGACGAUAUCUGACAAGCCAGCACUUGGCACUCCGGCCAAAGAGCGGGCCAGUUUUGGAAGCCCACUGACUGACAGUGUUUCUGGCGACGUCACAUCGGAACGCGAAUCGCAGGAGACGCAAUCCCUUUCUUCUUCACGAUUAUCGAACCGGCGUGGCAGUGUUGCAACGACCGCGAGUGAAGAGUCCCGCGCACUCACACCUGCGACACCGUCGCGGCCCUUCAGUCUAUCCAGCCAAUCUCAACUCACGCCUGCGACAGAACAAUCUCCAGAGUCGUCGAUUGCUGGACUUCGCUCAGCUAGCACGAAUUUGGAACAGGCUAUUCAUCUGCCUCCGCCGCCUUCGGAAAUGCCAGAGGACUACGACGCACCAUCCGCAGUUGGCAAGAAGAGCAUGGCAGCCUCCCACGCUUCUAUCAAGGAACCCACAAACGAUGAUUCAAAUGAUUUGAAGCAGUCGACGUCGUCCCUGACCAUGCCGCAAUACACGAUCAAAAAAUUCUCCAAGCCCACGCCUCCUCCUGCCGAUCCUCUCACAGAACGCGAGACCGCCAUCACCAUCGAACUCAUUUUCGCCCUUAUCACACACCUUUACACACUCAGCCCUAGCACCUGGUCUCUCCGCCGCACCCUCCUCACCGCCGCAAAGACCUUCCUCCUCCGACCAGGCAACCCUCAACUCCUAUCCAUCCGCACGUUGAUCCAGACCUCUCUCCUCGAUGCCAAUCUCUCCGACGCCGGCCUCGCCAGCCAAAUCUAUCAUCUCCGCGAGAACGCCCUUCCGACGGCCGAUGAAACGGAAGCUUGGAAGGCGGAAUAUCCUCAACCUACCGAUGAGCAAAAAAUCGAGACGCGCACGAAGGCGAGGAAGUUACUCGUCACUAAGGGUAUGCCGCAGGCUUUGACGAGCGUGAUGGGUGCGGCGGCGAGUGGAGAGGCUUUGGGGAAGGUUUUUGAUGCCUUGCAGACUCCUGGUGUCGCGAGGGGACUGGUGACGGGGCUCUUAUUGCAGGCGUUGAAGGUUAUUACGAAUUGAUGGGGGGUUUAUUUGUCAUGAGAGGGCCUUUGGUGUUUAGAAAGUGGAAUGGUUCAUACCGCUUGUUCGUGCUGCUAUUCCUCAAGAUAUUGGUGGAUUUGGGAGGUGUUCGAUCUACCAGUCUGCUUGCAUAGUGCGCGUCUCACGAACAUUCGACGAAAUAAAACGUAUAAUCUGGCUGUGUACUGCA